AUGGCAAACCAAACCGCAGUCAUCCUGAUCGAUCCCUACAAUGACUUCCUCCACCCCAAUGGGAAACUAAACCCGCGUCUCGCCGAAAGCAUCGCUGCCACGGGAACCAUCGAGCAUUUGAAAGAAGUUGUCGCGACUGCCCGCAAGAACAAAAUCCCCAUUUACUACUGCCUCCACGUCCAGACGGACAAAUACUCGUUUGAAGGGUGGCACAUGAUGAACUGGUCCCUUACGUCACUCAAAGAGAACUUGGUCUUUGAGAAGGGCUCCUGGGGUGCCGGGAUCUAUGAAGGCUUGGAGCCGGAUCCGGAGAACGGGGACGUCGUCGUCUCGCAACAUAUCAAUUCAAGUUCUUUCCAAAACACCGACUUGGACUAUCAGCUUCGACAGCGGGGGAUCCGUAACUUGGUCCUGGCGGGUCUCGUCUCCAAUACGUGCAUCGAAGCAACGGCACGAUACGGAUAUGAACUUGGAUACGAUCUAACUAUGCUGUCGGAUGGGACCGCCGGGUUCAGCACAGAGCAGAAGGACGCAGCCACCAACUUGAUCUGGCCACUGUUUGCAAACAGGGUUUUGACUGUCGAGCAGCCUGAAUGCCUCCGAUGUGUCUCCCGGGGCAUCAGAUGCAGCGGACCCAACACUGCCCGCAUCUACGUCCACCGGAACGCCGCGAACAUGCGCACACAAUCUCACCGUGGUGCUCUGAGGAUUGCCAUGCAGCGGCGAACUGCCCAUGCUCAAUCAGAUCUAGAUCCUGAGACACAGGAGGCCGUGACGGUGGCUUCUUCCACCACUCUGGAGGUGAUUCAGAGACUUCUGCAACGCACCCGAGCGUCACUGCUACGAGCCACGACGUCUCUGACAGCACUUCCUGAAGAACUCUUCUACUCAACUCUUCUGGAUGCAUUUCAACCGAAGGAUCACACGGGCCUCUUCAGCGGCGACCGAAUACCGUCAUCGCCGACCGAGGGGGAUUGCUCGAGCGUAGCUGUCUGUAUCCGUUCUUUGCUGCCCCUCGCGCGACGAUCCGAGCGGCAUAUCCUGGACAAGUCCAUAUUCUGUCUUCUGACCAUGUAUUUGAGCCUCUUGGUCAAGGAUCCGAGGCUCACAGAAAUGGCUCGGGCGGCCUACACAUCGGCAGUUCAAGAGUUCCGCCUUUUCAUCGGAUCUCGAUUCGCUGCCAACCUGGCUCAUCCGGAGACGAGCUAUUGUCAGCUUUUCCUCGCUCUCUCGACAACGCUGCAGCUGUUCGAGUACGUGAAUGAUUUAGGUAAAACUCGGUGGGGCUUCCUCACUCAUUACGAGGGAAUGCUCCAACUGCUCCAGAUCUCCGGACCUGACGUAUACCAAUCACCUCAUCUGCUGCAGUCCUUCUCAGGACUUCGAGGAAUAAUUAUAUUCAUCACCUUGCAGAAGCGGCGACCCAGCGUCCUGUCCGAGCCUCAGUGGAUAUACAGACCGUUCUUUUGCCGCCCAAAGACGAGGAGGGAAAUCCUCCACGAUAUCGCCCUGGGAAUUCCCACGCUCUUACAUCGCGCCGACGACCUGAUCCCGAUGCUCGUGCAAAAUCCACAGGGAGACCAGAGUGGUCCAAGCGAUCUCUCGCACGAGUUGAGAAUAGCCCGUGGACUCGCUGCGGACUUUGCGAAGGUUAAGGCGGAUCUCGAAGCAUGGCUCCACAACCUGGAGCAAUCAUGCUCGCCGGACCCCAUCUACUGGAGCACAGACACCGUCGUGGACCAUCCCUAUUCCCACAGCGACCCGAUGUGUGUUCCGAGCUUUGAAGACCCCAAGUACCAGCUCAGAUUCCGAGACGGCCAGAAGGCCGGCGUGCUAAUCUGCUACUGGAGCUUCAUGCUCGAGUUGCUCAUGAGCUUGAUUGACGUGCAGACCGCUGUCGUCACCCUUGCUGCGUCGGGGGUCAACUCCGACGCAGAAGAUAUUAUCAACGCCGUGUGCGAAGACAUGGACGCCAACCGCGCCGCAGCAGACAACAGCGCCUUCCUGAUCCUGCAGUCAAUACCGUAUCUGAAUUGCUGUUUGGAAGGCGUCUUCGUGAUGCAGUCGCCGCUGAGCCUGGUUCAGAGAUACUUUGCUCGAUCAUGA
Molecule: messenger RNA, 2106 nt
Organism: Fonsecaea erecta
Lineage: Eukaryota; Fungi; Ascomycota; Eurotiomycetes; Chaetothyriales; Herpotrichiellaceae
Exons: 7
Coding region: 1-2106 (701 amino acids)
Source: RefSeq, a predicted model, not a curated record